AAUCCGAAAAGGAAAAAACAAAACUACCCAGACCCGAAUUCUUCUGCUCAUCCAAAACCACUGCAGUACGCAACUCGGAUAAGAGUUUGUCAAUUUUUUCACCAUCUCUGCUUCAAAUAUAGCAGAAAUCAAAAGCUCUUACGCCAUCACUAUUACAGAGAAAAAGGUGUAUCAGGAACAAUGCCAUAUUCCUCGAUUUCAAAUUUAGACAACAAGAAAAGCAAGUUCAAAUAUAUUGAUGACUUCAAUGAUACUGCUUGGCCUGUGCCUGGAAGCCAGAGCGCUAGCCCUUCCAGCCCAAGUUCCUUGAAGCAAGGUAAUCUAUACAACUUUCCAUUUGAGGCUGAAGACCUUUUGGAUGGAGGUUAUGAAUCCAGUGAUGAUCGCUAUAAGACUGUACAGCGUAAUGGUCCUCCUGAGGUGAACUUGAAAAAUGUUUUGAGUGGUAUUUUUGCCAUUUUGACUGGUCGGAAUAAAAGUCUGAAUGCUGCCGGAAGUCUGCAAUUCUCUAAUUCGAAUGUUUCAUUUCUUGGGUCUGCGAAGAAUGGGGAUGCGGUAUUGCACUCAUCAGUUUACAUACCGAGUGCACCACCACUUCUUGAGGCAACUGCAUUUAACUAUAGUGCUUACAAAGAUGUGUUGGAAGCUGAACCUCCGGAGUGGCUUCCAGACAGUUCCAGUACUGUGUGCAUGCAGUGUAAUGCUCCAUUUACUGCUCUUACACGUGGAAGACAUCAUUGUCGAUUUUGUGGAGGGAUCUUCUGCAGAGCAUGCUCAAAAGGAAGGUGCUUAUUACCUGUUAAGUUUCGGGAGAGGGACCCGCAAAGGGUGUGUGACACCUGCUAUGACAGGCUUGAUCCUUUGCAAGGAGUACUCAUCAACACCAUCAGCAAUGCAGUUCAGGUUGCAAAGCAUGAUGUGAUGGAUUGGACUUCAAUGAGAGGGUGGCUAAAUCUUCCUGUUGGCUUCUCCAUGGAGCAAGAGAUAUAUAAGUCUGCCAAUACAUUAAGGAAUUACUGCCAGGUUGCUCGCUUGAAUCCUGAGAAGUCAUAUCGACUGCACGCAAUUUGGAGGGCGAAGUUUGGCAUUGCGUGCUAA
Coffea arabica (coffee) is the source of this 1098-nucleotide messenger RNA. Lineage: Eukaryota; Viridiplantae; Streptophyta; Magnoliopsida; Gentianales; Rubiaceae. The record is from RefSeq and is a predicted model, not a curated record.